AUGAUCAGAUUUAUUUCUGUCCAAACAAAACCUUAUCAAGGUUAGAAUAAUCUAGACAUACUUGUUGACAACCAAAUUUACUAAUAAUAUUUUAAUGGUGGCCAAAACUUGAUCAUUGAAGCCGAAUUCGGAAACACAUUAAUCUAAGAAAUCAACCUACAUCUUUGUCCUGAACCUGAGAAGGAUAUCUUAUACAAAUGCUACAAUCUCAACGAAUUAGAUCAAGAGUAUAAGCGAAUUAGUGGAAAAUUGAUAAAAAUAAGGAAUGAAGAAAAUUAUAUCACCUACGCUGCAUUUGUAAAAUCAGAAGUGCCGUUCACACGAUUAACAAUAACUAUAUAAUCAGAGAAAUCUGAUUCCUUUAAAAUAUAUUAUUUUGGUGUAAGAGGUAAGAAUAUAGAAGAGGAAUUGUAGCAAUAAGAAUCAAUUGAAUAGAAAAACAUUAAAGUGAUAUUAAAGCGAGGAAGAAAAACUGAAACUUUUAACAAUAGAAUUGUAGACAACGAUAAAAUGACUCCCUCAGAAUUCUUUAAUAGAGUUAAAAAUGGUAUCCCUAUUAGUAACAGAGACUAAUAGCCUGAAAAAAUAAUUUAUUCUAAUUACGAUGAAAAAAUGAAAAUUGAGUAAAGUUAAAUAAAUGAUUAAAAUCUUAAAUUUACUGACAAAAUACAAGAAGAAUCAAAAGUCAAAGAAGAUCCUGACAAUAAAAAAUACAUUACUCUAUAUGAUGAUGAUGAAAAUUCUGUUUAAUUCAUAGAUUAAAAAGUCAAAUAAUAAUAAUAAUAAUAGCAAUAACAAUAACAAUAACAACAAAAAUAAAACAACAAAAGUCAUUUUAGUUCCUAAAAGUGUUGCUUUUCUGAUACUAAACAAGUUUCGAGCAUUAAAAUACCUUCUAAAUAACUGAAUAUUACUGAUUUCGCUUAUUCAUCAAAAUAAACUGCCAAUCAAGACAUUAAAGUAGAAUAUAAUGUUUUUCAUAACAUGAUGAAAUAUACAGCCUCAGAAAUUGAUUAAUAGUUUCUUCAAUUUCACAAAACAAUUGAAGAAUCCAAAAAUGUGCCUGCAAAAUAUAGAUUAAUACAUAGAAUAAAUACAUAACAAUACUGA
Paramecium tetraurelia is the source of this 1110-nucleotide messenger RNA. RefSeq lists its product as uncharacterized. NCBI's taxonomy places the organism in Eukaryota, Ciliophora, Oligohymenophorea, Peniculida, Parameciidae. The transcript has 4 exons. The record is from RefSeq and is a predicted model, not a curated record.